Molecule: messenger RNA, 9656 nt
Organism: Myripristis murdjan (pinecone soldierfish)
Lineage: Eukaryota; Metazoa; Chordata; Actinopteri; Holocentriformes; Holocentridae
Product: phospholipid-transporting ATPase ABCA1-like
Exons: 49
Coding region: 238-7056 (2272 amino acids)
Biological process (GO): transmembrane transport; lipid transport
Cellular component (GO): membrane; intracellular membrane-bounded organelle
Molecular function (GO): ATP hydrolysis activity; ABC-type transporter activity; lipid carrier activity
Source: RefSeq, a predicted model, not a curated record
UCCGCUCCGCACCGAGCAGCGCUAUAAAAGCCUGCUGGAGGAAAAAAAAAACAGUUUUGAGAGACGGAGACGGAGACUGAAGACGGAGAGACGGUAGAGGAGUGCAAGUCCUUGUUUUUUUCCUUUUAUCUAAUCCUGGAGAGGGGAUUACAAUUUAUGAGAAGAGAGAAAGCGGAUACUCGAAUUAAAGGUCGUAAGGAGCUGGAGCGCGCUCAGUGAGGUCGGGCAGACGGCGACAUGGCAGUCUCCACUCAGCUGGGUUUACUGCUUUGGAAGAACUUCACCUACCGACGGAGACAGACUAUCCAACUGCUGAUCGAGAUCGUUUGGCCUCUGUUCAUCUUCUUCAUCCUGAUCUCAGUACGACUGCACUACCCGCCCUACGAACAGCAUGAAUGCCAUUUCCCCAACAAGGCCAUGCCCUCAGCAGGGACCCUGCCCUGGGUACAGGGCAUCAUCUGUAAUGCCAACAACCCCUGCUUCCGCUAUCCAACUCCCGGAGAGAAGCCUGGGGUGGUGGGCAACUUCAACGACUCUAUAAUCUCGCGUCUGUUCAUCGAUGCUAAGAAGAUCCUGCUGUACAGCCAGAACGAUAAGAGCUUCGAGGGCUAUAAGGGGCUGGUGAGGGCCCUCAGGAAGCUGCAGAGGAACACUGCUCGUUUCAAGCUGAAGGACUUUUUGAAAGACAAUGAGACCCUCUCACACUUCCUGCACCACAACGCCUCCCUUCCACGCCACGCUCUAAGACAGAUUGUGGAGGCUGACGUCAACCUGGAGAAGGUCCUGACUAAGGGUUUCGGCUUCCAUCUCAGAGACCUCUGCAACACCACGCCCCUGGAGGAGUUUGUCCACAUUGCUGACAGCAAUGUGUCCCGGCUUACUCAAGAAAUCAUCUGCAAGUCCUCCAGUGACUGGCUGAACAAGGCCCAAAGCCACUUCCUGUCAAACUUGGAUUUCCUCAAACCCAUACGGAGGGAUGUGAGGUCAGACCCAAAGGUCGUCCAGGAGGUCUCUGCCGCCACUGAUAGUCUUCUGGAGAGCCUGGGUGGACUGGCCGUCGAGCUUGCCAGUAUGAAAAGCUGGAAAGAUAUGCGUAAGGAGAUCCAGUACCUGACUGCCAACGCCAAUGGCUCUCCUAACCAGAUGUACCAGGCCGUGUCUCGUAUCGUCUGCGGGCAUCCAGAAGGAGGCGGUCUCAAGAUCAAGUCCCUCAACUGGUACGAAGACAACAACUAUAAGGCCUUGUUCGGAAACCACGGCAACGACAGCGACAGCGAGCCCGUCUCUGUUUACGACAACUCCUCCACUCCUUACUGCAACAACAUGAUGCGGAGCCUGGAGUCCAGCCCCAUUUCCAGGAUGAUCUGGAGAGCUCUGAAGCCUCUGCUGAUGGGGAAGAUCCUGUACACCCCAGACACCCCGGCAACACAGAGGAUCAUCCAUGAGGUGAAUAAGACCUUCCAGGAGCUGGGUGUGCUGCGGGACCUGGGCGGGAUGUGGGAGGAAAUGCGACCCAAAGUUUGGAACUUCAUGGAGAGCAGUGAAGAGAUGGACUUAGUUAGAACUCUGCUCCAGAAUAAUGCCAGCGCUGCGUUCUUCAACGCCCAGCUCAGUGGGACGGAGUGGCAAGUAUCAGACGUGUCAGACUUCUUGUCCAAAGCAUCGGAGGACCAGAGAUCUGCAGGAUCUGCCUACACCUGGAGAGACGUCUUCAAUGAAACUGACCAGGCCAUACAGACCAUCGCACGCUUUAUGGAGUGUGUGAACCUGGAUAAACUGGAGCCGGUAGCCAAUGAGGAGCGAUUGGUCAACAAGUCCAUGGGUCUCCUUGACCACCAGAAGUUCUGGGCAGGAAUCGUGUUUCCUGACAUCGCCCACAACAACAGCAGCGAUCUGCCUCCCAACGUCAACUACAAGAUCCGCAUGGACAUUGAUAAUGUGGAGAGGACCAACAAGAUUAAAGAUGGAUACUGGGAUCCCGGUCCCAGGGCAGACCCCUUCGAAGACCUGCGGUACAUCUGGGGAGGGUUUUCCUACCUGCAGGACGUUAUAGAGCAAGGAAUCAUCAGAGCUGUCACCGGCACCAAGGAGAAGACGGGCAUUUACAUUCAGCAGAUGCCCUAUCCCUGUUAUGUUGAUGACAUAUUCCUGCGGGUGAUGAGUCGGUCCAUGCCUCUCUUCAUGACGUUGGCUUGGAUGUACUCAGUGGCUAUCAUCAUCAAGGGUGUGGUGUACGAGAAGGAGGCACGACUCAAGGAAACCAUGAGAAUCAUGGGAUUGAACAACGUCAUUCUGUGGCUCAGCUGGUUCAUCAGCAGUCUGAUCCCACUGCUGAUCAGUGCCGGACUCUUGGUGCUGAUACUGAAGAUGGGUAACCUGUUGCCCUACAGUGAUCCAGGUGUGGUGUUCCUCUUCCUGGGAUCCUUCGCUGUAGUAACCAUCAUGCAGUGUUUCCUCAUCAGCACGCUGUUCUCCCGCGCUAACCUGGCAGCAGCCUGUGGCGGCAUCAUCUACUUCACCCUCUACCUGCCCUACGUGCUGUGCGUCGCCUGGCAAGACUACGUGGGCUUCGGGGCUAAAGUCGUAGUGAGCCUGUUGUCCCCUGUGGCUUUUGGGUUUGGCUGUGAGUAUUUCGCCCUGUUUGAGGAGCAAGGGGUGGGCAUCCAGUGGUCCAACCUGCUGGCCAGCCCUCUGGAGGAAGACAGCUACAACCUGACUACAUCUAUCUGCCUCAUGCUGUUUGACGCUGUGCUCUACGGAAUAAUGACCUGGUACAUUGAAGCUGUUUUCCCUGGCCAGUAUGGGAUCCCCAGACCUUGGUAUUUCCUCUUCACUAAGACCUACUGGUGUGGAGAAUCAGAGAACAAGAACAUCUCCACCCCUCUGGGGAAGAAGGGCAAUGCUGACGCGGUGUGUAUUGAGGAGGAGCCAUCCCACAUCAAUCCCGGUGUGUACAUCAAGAACUUGGUGAAGGUCUACAGCAAUGGAAACAAAUUGGCUGUGGACGGACUGAGUCUGGGAUUUUAUGAAGGACAGAUCACUUCCUUCCUGGGCCACAACGGAGCUGGCAAGACCACAACUAUGUCAAUCCUGACGGGGUUGUUCCCGCCCACCUCUGGUACCGCCUACAUCCUUGGAAAGGACAUCCGGACUGAGCUCAGCACCAUCCGGCAGAACCUGGGCGUCUGUCCCCAGCACAACGUACUUUUCAGCAUGCUGACAGUGGAGGAACACAUCUGGUUCUACGCUCGUCUGAAGGGCCUGCCGGAGGACAGGGUGAAGGCUGAGAUGGAGCAGAUCGUUAAUGACAUCGGACUGCCUCACAAACGAAAGUCCCGCACCAGCACCCUGUCCGGGGGUAUGCAGAGGAAGCUAUCUGUGGCCCUGGCCUUUGUUGGGGGGUCAAAGGUUGUGAUCCUGGAUGAACCAACUGCUGGGGUUGACCCGUAUGCACGCAGGGGCAUCUGGGACCUGCUGCUCAAAUAUAGACAAGGCCGAACCAUCAUCCUGUCCACCCAUCACAUGGAUGAGGCCGACAUCCUGGGUGACCGUAUCGCUAUCAUUUCCCACGGCAGGCUGUGUUGUGUAGGCUCCUCUCUCUUCCUGAAGACCCAGCUAGGGACAGGCUACUACCUGACCCUGGUCAAGAGAGACUACGACCUGACCCUCCAGUCCUGCAGGAACUCUGCCAGCACCGUCUCCUACAGCAAGAAAACCGAGAAGGAGGACAGUGUAUCAGAGAGCAGUUCUGACGCUGGUUUGGGCAGUGAACCAGAGAGCGAAACCACCACAAUUGAUGUGUCCCUCAUCUCCAAUGUGAUCUUCAAGCAUGUCCCAGAGGCUCGGCUGGUGGAGGACCUGGGCCACGAGCUCACCUAUAUCCUGCCCUACCAGUCCGCUAAAGACGGCGCCUUUGUAGAGCUCUUCCACGAGAUUGAUGACCGACUCACCGACCUGGGAAUAUCUAGCUAUGGAAUAUCUGACACCACCUUGGAGGAGAUUUUCCUGAAAGUUGCUGAAGACAGUGGAGUGGAUGCUGUUGAACUCUCAGACGGAGUGGUGCCAACCAGGAGUCGCCGCCGCCAUGCAUUUGGAGACCACCAGAGCUGCCUGAAGCCCUUCACUGAAGACGACAACUUUGAUUUCAACGACUCUGAAGGUGAUCCAGAAUCCCGUGAGACGGACUGGCUUGGUGGAGCAGAUGGUAAAGGUUCAUACCAGGUGAAAGGCUGGAGUCUGAAGCGACAGCAGUUUGUUGCUUUACUCUGGAAACGAUUCCUCUACGCUCGCCGCUCCAGGAAAGGCUUCUUUGCUCAGAUUGUUCUUCCAGCUGUGUUUGUGUGUAUUGCCCUGGUGUUCAGCCUGAUUGUUCCUCCGUUUGGAAAGUACCCAAGUUUGGCCCUGCACCCCGGCAUGUAUGAAGAACAGUUCACCUUCAUCAGUAACGAUGCACCUGAGGACCCUCAAACCAACAAACUGCUGGGAGCUCUGACUGAAAAACCAGGAUUUGGAACGCGCUGCAUGGAAGGAGAACCCAUACCUGAAGCUCCCUGUAAGUCAGUGGAGGAUGAGUGGUCGGUGCCCGAGAUCGCUCCGAGUGUGAAGGACUUAUUCACCAUAGGGAACUGGUCCAUGGAGAAUCCCUCCCCGCUGUGUGAGUGCAGCUGUGAUGGACGCAAGAAGAUGCUGCCAGAGUGCCCGCCUGGUGCAGGGGGACUGCCACCACCACAGAUGAAAAUCAGUGAAACAGACACUCUGCAGAACCUGACUGGCAGAAACAUCUCCGACUAUCUGGUCAAAACCUACGCUCAGAUCAUCGGCAAGAGUUUGAAGAACAAGAUUUGGGUCAACGAGUUCAGAUAUGGUGGAUUCUCAUUGGGCACCAGGGGUUCUCAGCUCCUCCCUCAUCGUGACGAGGUUGAUGAUGCCAUCGCUCAGCUCCGAGCACGUUUCCGACUGGAGAGGGGAACUGCAGCUGAUCGUUUCUUUCGCAGUCUAUCCAGUUUCAUGCAGGGAUUGGACACCAAGAAUAACGUCAAGAUCUGGUUUAACAACAAGGGCUGGCACAGCAUUGGCGCCUUCCUCAACGUGAUGAACAAUGGAAUCCUGCGAGCCAGUCUGCCCGCCGACAAAGACCCCGGGAAGUUUGGCAUCACCGCCUUCAACCACCCGCUCAACCUGACCAAGGAGCAGCUGUCGCAGGUCGCACUUAUGACAACAUCGGUAGACGUACUGGUGUCCAUCUGUGUGAUCUUCGCCAUGUCCUUUGUGCCGGCCAGCUUCGUGGUCUUCCUCAUCCAGGAGAGGGUGAACAAGGCCAAACAUAUGCAGUUUAUCAGUGGAGUGCAGCCGUUCCUUUACUGGCUGGCCAACUUCGUCUGGGACAUGUGUAACUACAUUGUCCCGGCCACGCUGGUCAUCAUCAUCUUUGUGUGUUUCCAACAAGACGCCUAUGUCUCUUCUACCAAUCUGCCUGUGCUGGCCUUACUGCUACUGCUCUAUGGCUGGUCCAUCACCCCUCUGAUGUAUCCAGCCUCAUUCUUCUUCAAGAUCCCCAGCACCGCCUAUGUGGUUCUGACCAGCGUUAACAUCCUCAUAGGAAUCAACGGAAGCGUCUCCACAUUUGUCCUGGAGCUCUUCGGAGGCAAUGAGAUUGGAGGUGUCAACGACAUUCUGAAGAACGUGUUCCUCAUCUUCCCUCACUUUUGCCUGGGCAGAGGACUGAUCGACAUGGUGAAGAACCAGGCCAUGGCCGACGCUCUGGAGAGAUUUGGUGAAAACCGAUUCCGUUCCCCUCUGGCCUGGGACAUGGUGGGGAAGAACCUGUUUGCUAUGGCCAUAGAGGGCGUGAUCUUCUUCUGCAUCACCGUCCUCAUCCAAUACCGCUUCUGCAUCAAAGCCAGGUCAUCUAGCAGUCAUCUGAAGCCCAUUGGAGAAGAGGAUGAGGACGUGGCCAGAGAGAGACAGAGGAUUCUGAGUGGAGGGGGACAGUCGGACAUCCUGGAGCUCAGACAGCUCACCAAAGUCUACAAGCGGAAACAGAAGCCUGCAGUGGACCGGCUGUGUGUUGGCAUCCCUCCUGGAGAGUGCUUUGGUUUGCUGGGCGUGAAUGGAGCAGGAAAAACAAGCACCUUUAAAAUGCUGACAGGAGACUCUUUGGUUACCAGUGGAGAAGCCUACCUGGCCGGCAAGAGUGUUACUACUGAGAUAGACGAGGUGCAUCAGAACAUGGGCUACUGUCCUCAGUUUGAUGCCAUCAACGACCUGCUGACGGGCCGAGAGCACCUCGAGUUUUACGCCAUUCUGAGAGGAGUGCCUGAGAAGGAAGUGUGUGAGGUGGCAGAGUGGGGCAUCCGCAAACUGGGGCUGAUGAAGUAUGUGGACAAGGCGGCGGGCAGCUACAGUGGAGGAAACAUGAGGAAACUGUCCACCGCUAUGGCUCUCAUAGGAGGACCGCCUGUUGUCUUCCUGGAUGAACCGACAACAGGAAUGGACCCUAAGGCGCGCCGGGCCCUGUGGAACGCCAUCCUGAGUAUUAUCAAAGAGGGACGAUCUGUCGUCCUCACUUCUCACAGUAUGGAGGAGUGUGAGGCGCUGUGCACCAGGAUGGCCAUCAUGGUCAACGGCAGGUUCCGCUGUCUGGGCAGCGUACAGCACCUCAAGAACAGGUUUGGCGAUGGCUAUACCAUCAUCCUGCGGGUGGCGGGGCCGGACCCAGACCUUCGGCCAGUGAUGGAGUUCAUUGAGCGGGAGCUGCCGGGAAGCACGCUGAAGGAGAAACACCGCAACAUGCUACAAUACCAGCUGCCCUCCUCACUCACCUCCCUGGCCCGUAUCUUCUCCCUGCUCUCCAAGAACAAGGAGGCGCUCAGCAUAGAGGACUACUCUGUGUCCCAAACCACUCUAGACCAAGUAUUUGUUAAUUUCGCCAAGGACCAAAGUGAUGAGGACCAUCUGAAAGAUGUCCACUUGAACAAGCGAGACGCUGUCGUGGUGGACGUUUCCCAGCUCAACUCCUUCCUCAUGGAUGACAAGGCCAGGGAGAGCUGCGUCUGAUUCCACUGCCCCACCCCAACAGAUAAGGACCACUAACUGAAGAGGAGGUGGACAUUGUUCAUUUUUUUAUUUCUAUUUUUUAGUCUUUUUUAUUAUCAUUUCUCAGUGGACCUGCAAAUAAGCGCACAGCCUCUUGAAAAAGAUGAGGCAGGGACUGCAGGCAUUCAGACAGCCACUGAAACAAUGAAAACUCAAUGCAAAUCAAUGCAAGAAAUAUAAAUAUAUAUAUAUAUUUAAGAAGAGAUGGUAUUUCUGUGAGGGUUGGAGACUGGUGCUUCUCCUUCACAAGAGACAAAGAAGGAAAGGACUGAAAUUGAGCGGACUGGAAAGACUUGAAACAACAGUAGAAUGAGGAUGAUGAGUUUGGCUGGAAAGCUUUCAGCGGUUGGCGGCACUACUCGCUCACUGGAUAAGGCAUCUGGGUCUGGUAAACCGAGAUAUUGCUGGUUGGAAUCCCCAUUUUUUUGAAAUAGUUAGCAGUAGUCAGUGGGACUGUAUAUGUGGCACUCGUGUACCAUGAAAAGACUCUGUUUUGGAAAACGUUCCAGUCACUCACUGCCAACACAAACAGCAAGGACUGACUGACAUUUUUUUUAUUCAGGAUCAAACCUCUCAAUCUCUCUUUGUUACCAAGCAAAGUUGUUUUACAAUGCAAUUUGUGGAUAAAAGUCUCUACAAUCCAAUUGAUUUCACUCUGAAAUAUGUAGUUAAACAACGUUCUACUAAUUUUAUCCGUUAUGUCUUUUUGUUUGAAGACUAAAUGCAUCUGAAAGACAAAUGUAACCUCUAUGGACAUUUGGUCUGGAUUUUUUUUUAGAAUGAUAACAAAAUUGUCUUUUUUGUUAUGUUUUUUUUGUUUUUUUUUUGUUAAAUUCUUGAUGUCCUUGAUGUUGUCCAGCACAGUGCCUAUAUUAUGUCAUGAUGGAGAGAGAAAUCAGAGCACUCCAGCAACAACAACAACAACAACAACAUGUACGUAGGCUACUAAGAUAUGGGACAGCUAACAUGUCUUGUAUAAAAGCACAAAAAGGAGCUUUUUGUGGAUGUAUGUGCGGAGACAAAACUUGACUGCUUCUAAAACCAUGUCCUGUAUCAUAAAAAAAAAUCUAAUGUGUUCCUUGACGUCUCUAAGAUGGAUGUACAGCUUGCCACAAUGGAUUGCUUUCACUCACCCCCUUAAAAUUAAACAAAAUGUUAAAUUGGACGGACACAAAAAAGGCCACUCAACUAAAAGCAAAGGACUGAUCGACUGAUCUUGGGAGUGUACUGGAAAUAUAUAUUGCAUGCUUUCCACGGGGCCGCACACUGGGACAAUCCUUACUGCUUUGUGUGUGUGCCAAAGCAUGAACCGUCAGAUCACUUUCUGAAGGACUGGAGAGGACUGAAGUCCCACUCUGGCGUCGUUGGAUUGCGGGGCGUCUUUCUAGUACAUACAUGUGAGGUUUAAACUCAAGUUCUAUUGUAAAAAAAAAAAAAAAAAAAAAAAAAAAUCUGUAUCAGUGUGAUCUCCACGAUGAGAUGAAUCGGAUGGGAAUGUUCCAGUGGGUGGGGCUUUAGAGAAGAGCGUCGAACACCUAACAUGAGCUAGCAUCCUUUUGCUUUCAUUGUGAUCUAGAGAUGGUACCUGUUUCAUUUACAUACGCUUAUAUAUGCGCCUGUGUCAAGGCACGAUGGGAGCCAACACAGAUGUGGAUAUUAUAUAGGGUAACAAUUUUGUGACAUUGUCCAGUGAAAAAAAAAAGUACCUGUUGAGUUAAAACGAGUGAACAAACCUGUGCCAAAUGGAGUUGAAUAUAUAUUUUCAAUCAACCAGCAUUAAUCUUGAGGAGGUAACCGUUUUGUACUGUCGAAGUUGUGCUGUUACUUCAGUCGUUUAUUCAUAAAACACAGCUUCACUUACACAGUACCUCUCUCUGUUUUCAGCAACUUGAAACAAAAAGGCACGUGUACAAUCUACGCUCUCUCGUUCAGUCUCCGUCAGACUGCGCUUUGUCUUUGUAUCUUCUCGCGGUGCAGUUGCCAAACUCCAGCAUCUCUUUGAAAGCUGUCCACUUUAAUAAGCCACCACGACUAAGUCAAACCCUUUUCUGGCAUCACAUUUUAGAACUGAGACAUUCAACACAAAAUAAUUCCCCCCUGCUGUUUUUAGGGCCCAAAAUCUGUUUCCAAAGCUAAUCAUUUAGCCAGACAAAUCACAAACAGGGACCACAUUAAUUAAAAAUACGCUUUAGGUGCUUAGCAAUCUCUAAAUUAAAGAUCAGAGACUCACUAAGGGUGCUCAACAUGUGGAGUCUUAUUAUUUGUAGGCUCCAAUAGACUCUGUGGGGCUUAAAGCUUAUCUUGCUAUUAACACUAAGGGUCCAACAACCCCCUCCGUCACUAUGUAGAAAGCUAUCUGAGCACUUUAAAGGUGUAGUGCGCAUUUGUCUGGUUGUGGCAAAUCAAUCGUGAGAAAUAAAACUCUGCACUGGAACACAGACAACAACCCGUAUAAGAUUAAGCAUUUGAUAUUUUAAAAAAAAAAAAUGUCGGAAGUGAAAUAGAGAAUGAAACCUUAAAAAGUGAUCAAGAAAAACGAGUUAGAUGAAAAAUAGAUUGAU